AUGGCGCGUUGGGCUCACAUCCUCGCGCCCGCGUCCCGCCGCCGUGCGUCGCAUCUCCUCGAUCUCGCGGCGGCGCGCAGCCCCGCGCUGGCCACCCUCCUCGACACCUCCUGCGCCUCCUCGAUCGCCCCUUUCCGCGUCGCCUCGCAGCGCCAAUCCACGUCCGCUCCCGCCAACGCCGCUCCUGCUACUCCUCCUCCUGCUGCUGCUGCUGCGACUUCCGCGCCGGCCGCUAACUACCUUUACCACGAGAUCUACAACCGGCAGCGGCAGCUCAUUCCGAUUAACUACAUGGUGCCUGACGUGGCAGUCGACGCGUGGGUCGCGCCGAACGCGAUUCUCGCCGGCGGCGUCACGAUCGACGACCGCGCGUCCGUCUGGUACGGCAGCGUGCUGCGCGCCGAUCUUAACUACAUCCGCAUCGGCGCGUACAGCAACAUCCAGGACCGCGUGGUCGUGCACGCCGCGUCGGCAUCCCCGACAGGCCUCUCCGCGGAAACCACGGUAGGGAGGUACGUGACCGUUGGACAGAACUCCGUGCUGCGAUCGUGCGAGAUCGAAGACGAGGUGGUUAUCGGGCAGCGGUGCCUCGUUCUGGAAGGCGCUAUCGUGGAGAAAAACGCCGUGCUCGCGGAUUGCACGGUGGUCGGUCCCGGGCAGCUGAUCCCCGGCGGGCAGCUCUGGGCGGGCAGCCCGGCGAAAUUCGUGCGCGAGCUGACGGCGGACGAGGUGGCGGAGAUCCCGAAGCUAGCGGAGUCGGCGCACUGGCUGGCGGAGAAGCAUAAGGCGGAGUUCCUGCCGUAUUCCACGGCGUAUAUCCAGGCUGAGAAGCUCAAGGCUGCGCUUAAAGCGUCCUCUGCUUAA
Closterium sp. Yama58-4 is the source of this 864-nucleotide messenger RNA. NCBI's taxonomy places the organism in Eukaryota, Viridiplantae, Streptophyta, Zygnematophyceae, Desmidiales, Closteriaceae. The record is from the annotation of a GenBank genome assembly.